UUAAUCGCUCGCCUUUCCUCCACAUACCUUCCUCCCCUUUACUGGGCUUGCCUUCCUCAGCUUUUACUACCAUCUACCUUCCUUUGCCUACCACAUUUACAUCCCCGCCAACCCCCUGCAAAAGUUGAAGACCGUCUAACCAGUUCCCUUCCCUAUUAAAGUUGCACGCCAGGAUUCCCAAAGGCAUCACACAGCUUCUCCAACACUCUGCAGGUCGUAGCUUCUUUCCCCAAAGGCGUCGCACCAGCUUCACUAAACACGGAGUCGCUGGUAGGGGAGCUGCACCCUGCCACCACGGAAUCUCCCAAUUCUUCGGUCGGCUCGUGUUCUGUCGACGAGUUCAAGGUAAACCUUCAAAUUAAAUGGCAACUUCACUUUACAUUGUACAAAAUUGGAAUUCGAUUGAAAACCUGAAGGCCAAUUGAGCUUCAUAUUUUUUUAAUUUAUGGGUAUUUUUGAUGCAAUAGUAUACAUUUACUACUGAUUUGAUUAUUUUGAUAUUUGGGUUAAAAGGUAGGUUUUCAUUAUUUUGAUGCAAUAGUAUCAAUUUUGAUUACUAAAAUUGAAGUCUGUUAUGGUUAGACAGGUUUUUCAUUGCUUAAAAGGUAUGUUUUCAUUGCUUAAGAAUGAUUUUUUCAUUGCUUAAGAAGUCUGAUAGCAGGACUAAACUACUAGUGCGUAUGUUUGAGACCCCUGCAAACAUUUGGGAGAACAUUUGUGUUGAUAGGAACUAAGAAAGUACUACACAUUAGUUUGUAUUUGAAAGAAAACUUGUUUUGGUAUGAGCUAUACAUUUUAUAGUUUGUUAAAAGUGAUCUAUUUAUGAUCUGGGCCAUUAAAACAUGUGUUUUAUUAGGAAUUUGGGCCAUUAAAACAUGAUAUCCUCUUUAUGGGGUUGUCAACUUGUCAUCUAUGCUCAUUCAUUUGCAUGUCAUAUGAAUCCCUGUUGCUUCUUCUUCUUUUUCUCAUACAGUACAUUUUUUAUUUUACUUCUGUUGAGAGGGUGGGAGGUUUGGUCAUAGUAUGGUCAGUUCAUUAGUGUUUAUGAAGGCUAUACAAGUGUUGUUAGAAAUAAGAAUCAGACUUGCAAUAACUACAAAAGUGUAAUGUGGAGUAGUGGGAUAUACAAUGCAGUUGGGCGCUGUAAAGGCAUACCACCAAUAUUGUGGUAUGUUUAGUUCUGCUUGAGGAUCAUUGAUGGAGUUCCAGCGAAUUUACAUUCUCUUAUAUCUUGACAAUCACUAUUUUCUUUAAUUUAAACCCGUGUGUAUCAUUGGUGGAGUAUUUAUUAACGAAGUACCUAUUGAAAUAACGUAUUUACUAUGAUCAGGCUCAAUUACUAUUAAUAGGGACUAGCCAUUUCUAUUGUGUCAACAUUUACUUCUUUCCGUAGUUGGUUCAUUUUCUAGUUUACGUUUUUAUUUUUUGUAAGCAUCACAUUUUGUAUGUCUACGUGAUCUGAAAAGAUAGAGAUAAACUAAUAAAUUACAGCAGCAAGAGCAAGUCUAGAGUGCAGUAGAGGCUUCACAUUCCUGAUUAUGCUUUGGAAGCUUUAUCCUAUUUUAUCAGCAGAUUUCGUCAAAGAUGUUUCCAGCAAAUGGGAAUUAUUAUGUCUCUUUAUAAAAUGAUUUUGUAGUAUUGAAAACCACGUAUAUAUUUCACUGAUACCAUACAGUCCUAUAUUCACUAUUGUUUCCCUACUACGCUCUUUUUAUUACAUUUUUUGGUAUUAUUCAAGUGAGUGUCCAAAUUUGUUGUGGUAGAUGAGUUUAACUCAAGAUGAAAAGGAUGACGCCAUAUGGCCCGAUGAGAAAGAGACUUUAUUCUUGACUGUGCUAUAUGAAAGGGUAAAAAAAGACCCUAAUGGGAAUCCAACAUUUAAGGGCGGCGAGAUUGGAAUGAUAUGGAUAGUGAAAUGUUGAUCCGCGGUCAUUAUCAAUAUGGUAGUGACAGGCUACGAGGGAAAUACAAUAGGUUGGAGAUCAUACAUAGACAAUUUAGUCAAUUAUUGGCUCAUACUGGCGUUACAUAUGAUUCCAGUAGGAAUGUUGUAUAUGCCACAGAGGAAUGUUGGCAGAAAUUUUACAAGUUGAACAUGGGCUUUAGGACCUUUAAAAGGAAGGGUUGCAAGAACUAUCCAUUAAUGAAUCUUGUUUUCGGACAAGGGAGUGCAAGUGGAGGACUUGCUACUCCUUCGACCCAAGUACCCACACUUUCAGAUGAGGAAAGAAGAAAUGAGAAGAUAUUCUUAAAUGGCGAGGGGGGCAUGAGCUCUGACAGAUCACACUCAAAAGGGAAACGCAAAGCUGACGAAGCGAUGACAUCCACCAAUAAGGAUUGGAAAACUGUUUUGGCGAAUGCAGUGCACGCAUACACGACAACAAUGAGUGAAAAGGAAAAGAGGCGCCGUACUCGAGAUGAAGAUGUUAGCACCACAUCUACCGCUGCAGCGGGCAAUUUUUCUAUGACCCGAUGCGUUGAAGUCAUAAAUGCUAUGCCCAACCGGGUCAAGUCAGACCCGACCGGGUCAAGUAAGGGACCCGACCGGGUUUGGUCUAAAUCAGAUUUUUCCAAAUCUUUGUGAUCUUCAGCAUGUUCUGGUGUUCCGGGUCAUAUCUGACCCGACCGGGUCGAGUAAGGGACCCGACCGGGUCUUACUUUUUCUUCUUAGAUCCGGUCUUCAACUGACCCGACCGGGUUCAAGGUCUGACCCGGUCGGGUUUUUGUGCUCCUGGGUAUUUUUGUCUUCAUCUUUUCUUCCCUUUUCCUUGCUACAAACUCUAUCACUAUUCUAUAACUACGAAAAGAAGGAGAAAACAAUUACAAACAAAAUAAAACAAGUACUUACAAACUAACUAAAAGCGAUGGAAAAUCCACACCCAAUCAACAUAAAAACAUACAUUUAUGCACUAUAAACUAGUGCAUAUCAGCUUCCAAACAAAAGACGGUUCACGGUAGACAUUCAACGGUGACUCAAAAUGUCAUGGCAGCUUGUAGUCGUGACAUGUUGUUUACGUAUGUAUAUGCAGGUUGGGAGGGAACAUGCAAUGACUCUCGAGUAUUUUUAGAUGCAAUUACAAGAAGCGAAAAUGGGUUGCCCAUGCCUCCUAUCGGUUAUUACUAUGUUGUUGAUGCCGGCUAUCCAAAUGUUCCGGGCUUUUUAGCCCCAUACCAUCGAGAGAGUUAUGAUUUAAAUGAUUUUUGAGGCUGAGGACGAAUACGCAAUAAGCAAGCUUUAUUUAACUACAGACACUCGUCCUUGCGUAAUGUGAUCGAGAGGUGUUUCGGAGUACUAAAGGAAAGAAUUCCUAUUUUAGACAUAUCACAUGGUUACCCAUUGAGAAAACAGAUUCAAAUUCCCAUAGCUUGUUGCGCAUUGCAUAACUUCAUUCGCAUGCAAGAUAGGAACGACCGUUUGUUCUUGGAGUACGAGGAAGAGGAUAUGAUUUUUCACACGGAGGCAAGUACAAGUGAAAAUGGAUCACUUGAAUUUGAUAUGUCUCAAUAACAACAAAUGCACGAAAUUCGAGAAAGUAUUACAAAUCCAAUAUGAGAUGAUUAUAAUGUAUGAGAUGUCGAAGUACGACUAUUGUUUUGAUUAACAUAAUGUCACUUAUUGAACUUUCAGUGUUGGGGAACAUUUAUGUUAAUUUUUUGUGUUAUUCCAAAUGUUUGUAAUAGUGCAUUUCU
This is a messenger RNA of Cuscuta europaea, 3690 nucleotides long. The record is from the annotation of a GenBank genome assembly. NCBI's taxonomy places the organism in Eukaryota, Viridiplantae, Streptophyta, Magnoliopsida, Solanales, Convolvulaceae.